This is a messenger RNA of Drosophila miranda, 3446 nucleotides long. RefSeq lists its product as uncharacterized. The transcript is spliced from 6 exons. Lineage: Eukaryota; Metazoa; Arthropoda; Insecta; Diptera; Drosophilidae. The record is from RefSeq and is a predicted model, not a curated record. Gene Ontology annotation, molecular function: protein binding. The coding region runs from base 221 to 3205 and encodes 994 amino acids.
UGUGAAAAAUAUAUUAUGUAUGAACAAAAAAACAUUAUUGAAAUAGAUUCUGCUGCGGGAAAAUGUAUUUUUUGUAAUACUAUAGUGGUUCUAGUGACGUCAAUUGAGGCAAGGUCGUGGAAAUUAUUAAGAAAAAGUAAGACAAGGAGCAGGCCCCAAGGCCUGGCACGGCGAUUCAGCUCCACUCAAGCGGAAAUCACAGAAGAUCGGAGAUUUCAAGAUGUACAAAGUUGGAAAAUAUGGAGCUGAGGAAGAUUGUGUGGUUUUAAUCAUGCUAGAGGCGCAGCGAGAGUCCUCGAACGCGAUCGACAAGAUGAUCAAACUGCGACCAUAUGUGCCGUCAAAGCGCAUCGCCAUACGGGACUCUUCCAUCGAUGAGGACAUCAGCGACGAUGUGGACGAUGAGGUGUUCAUCAAGGAUGCCCGCUCGGCCAAGCGCAGCGAAGAGCAGGGCCUGAAACGCCCCCUGAUGGCGCCACGACGCAAACACAGCUCGGGUUCCGUUUCCAGCUCGGGAUCCUCCGCUCCCAUCAUGAAGCUGCACAAGCGACGACGCUGCGGCCGCUGCUGCGAGCCCUUCUGCUAUGCGCUGGCCGCCUUCACCGUGAUCUGUGCUCUGCUCAGCCUCGCCGCCCUCAUGCUCACGCUCUUCCCCCUGCCGCUGCAGAGGAUCCGCCACUGGUGGCGCGAGGAUCCCAACCAGCUGGCGGGCAUCUCUGCCGCCGGUGCCGCUGGCGCCUCCUCCAGCAUAGGGUAUGGGAGCAGUUUGGGCAGCGAGUUCGUGCCCUGCACGCAGAUCAGUGUCCAGAAGCGCUGGACACGCAGCCUGGCGCGCAUGAACAGCGAGAGUCCGCUGCGAGCGGCGGAUCUGAACGGGGAUGGCGUCCAGGAUGUGAUCUUUGGCUAUGGCGUGGACGACAACAUCCACUACGAGGGCAUACCCCUGCCCAGAUGCAAGGCCUCCCAGGGCGAGGACGAGGUUCCCUGCGAGGGCGGUGUGGUGGCCCUUAAUGGCAGGGAUGGCUCCAUUCUGUGGCAGUCCUGGAGCGUGGCCAAUGUCUUCUCGCUGCACUGCAGCGCCGAUGUGGACGGGGAUGGCGGCACGGACUGUGUGGCAGCUGGAAGACUGGGGAUGAUUUAUGCCAUCAAUGGACGCACUGGCUCGGUCAUCUGGCACUUCCGUGAGCUCGAGGUCGAGACCAACUCCCCCAUCGUCAUGGAUCUCUAUACGAUCAAUGUCCUUCGCGAUCUGGAUGGCGAUGCAGUUCCCGAGCUGAUUGCCGCCCAUCUGGAGGAGCGCGAAGAGUCCAAGGCGGGGCACAUCAAGCUGAUCUCCGGGAAGACGGGCAAGGUGAUCCGCAGCAUCCCCACGCCCUACCGCGAGGAGAUGUUCGUGCCCAUCCAACUGCUCACCCAGGCGGACGGCACCGAUGUCCUGCUGAUCCUCACGGGUGGCCAGAACACACCCGGAGGAGUCUACUCCCUCCGCCUGCACUCGUUGAUGGCCCACACGAGUGAGAAGCAUUUCACGCCGCUCUACCAGCAGCCGGGAUCGGGUCUGAUGGUCCCUGCCGUCCUCACCGAUCUCAAUGGGGACGGCACCUCCGAUGUGGUGGUGGCCGCCUUCAACAGCACCGUCUACGCCUUCAACGGGGCCAACUACAGCGUCAUGUGGAACUACACCUUCCCCGCCAGCGAGUGCGUGAGUGCCAUCGUGCCGGGCCACUUCAACCACGACAAUGUCACCGAUUUCAUGGUCAAGUACAACUCGGGACCGGGCUUCCCCGUCUACUACUACUCGCAGACAACCAUCCUGGAUGGACGCACAGGACAGCCCCUGCUCAACGCCAUGAUGACGGAUGCCGGUGGGGCGAACAGUCUCCUCGGAGGAGUCUCCAUUUCGCAGAGCUUCGGGGGAGACUUCUUCCUGCACUGGCAGAUCCAGUGCCGCAAUAAACCCAAUGCCCGGGAUGCCUACGAGUUCGUGCCGGACAGCGACAUCAUCCUGCAGGCCCGGGCGGACACCUGUCGCCUUCGCUACAAUGAAUCCACGGUGCUGAAGCUCUACGCGAUCGCCCGACACAUUGAGCCGCCAGGAGCGGUGCUCUUCAGCACCGAUGAUCUGGAGGUGCAGCUGAAUCGCACACAACGGCCGGCUCCAGCCGGCAAGCAGUCACCGCUCAAGCACCCGAAGCUGCUCAAGAAGCUGCUGGCCAAUCGGGAGCAGCUCCUGCGCCAAGUGGCUGAGGCGGAGCAGACGGUGAAGCGCAAGCAUCACAAGCACAAUCCGCUGUUGGAUCAGCAGCUACAGGAGCUGUUGCCUAACGAGAUUCCCCCCUUCGGGGGCGGUGUCUAUCCCAAGGAGUUUAAGGACUACGGGCAGAUGCCACUGCCACUGCCGCCAGAUAGCCCAAAUCCGAUGCGCGUGCCGGAGGAGUACGAGAUGGUGUACAACGACGAAGUGCCUCAGCUGAUGGAGAACGAUCGUCCCAUCCAUUUGCGCAGCAAAUAUCCUAGCGGCAGCAAUCGGGACGUGCGCAGCGGCAGCCUCGACAGCACAAGCACCACUAGCACCCCCACCACCAGUCUGCCGCUGUCCGCCCAGUCGCCGCUCAGCCUUUGGGAUCUGGAGCUGGACAACGAGGCCAGGGAGCAGGCCGUAGAGGCGGCGGCGGUGGCGGCCCAGAAGAGCCGUCGGCGACGCAAGCGUCAGCGACGCGAAGAGACCUCCUCCAGGGCCACCACAGCGGCCGGCGAGGAGGGAGGAUCAGAGGAGUCCGAUUGGUAUUUGGCCUCCAUUUCCUCAACUGGGGUGCUGCUGAAGGCCCUGGGCAAUGCCAGUUCGUCGCUGGACUUUGCCUUUGUGCUCAACAUACGCGAAUCGGAGGCCUAUCCACCGCUGUUCUCCCCCCAGGAUCUCAGCUGCGUGGAGGAGAAGAUCAGCGCCUAUAAAAGCUAUACCAUCGAUAAUUUGCGCGUUUUGCGCAAACAGUUCCUCAAGCAGUGCCUCAACGAGCGGCUGGUGGACUCGGAGCCCGCUCUGCCCAAGUACGAGUCGCAGUUGAUUGUGACCCGCAUUGGGAUCACCUGCACCUGCCGAUCGCUGCAGCCGGGCGAGGUCUGCUCCGAGCUGGAUCCCCUGGACGCACAACGUUGGACGGAGUUCAUGGGUAAUCAUGGUCAUGGUUACUAUGCUAAUCGCUAAUCGCAUUAGGACAGGAGCGGGUAGAAGCAGCAUCUGCGGUUUGGUUUUUUUGGCCGCCGCGGCCUGCAAAAUGCGAUUCCUUUAACUCUCUCUCUCUCACUCUAUUUGUCUCGAUGUCACUAUUGUAAUUAAUCGUAAUUUACGUGUUGUGGGGUUUCUUGUAAUGGUAACACAGUAUUUACAUGUGUAUUUGUGUAUAUUUUAUGAGUUUUUUUAAACAAAUAAAGUACAAUUAAUCCAA